CAGGAAGUAGAACGUUUUUGAGAUUUGUUGUGUCGCCGAAAUUACUACUAAAGUGUUUAAAGUUUAACUCGGUUAAAGAUCCGGAUACACUCAGUGUUCAAAGAAAAGCAGGUGUGGAAGCUCCCUACGAAGUGUGAGGACCAGCGGAGGAGGCCAUGAAUCGAGUCCCUCUGCAGCAGCAGCAGAGCUGUGGGCCCUGGGAGCUGAAGGAGCGGCUCGGCACCGGAGGCUUCGGGAACGUCAAUCGAUGGCAAAACAAGGACACAGAGGAGCAGGUCGCUGUAAAGCAGUGCCGUCAGGAGCUGAGCGAGAGAAACAAAGAGAGAUGGUGUCUGGAGAUCCAGAUCAUGAAGAGGUUGGAUCAUGUUAACGUUGUAGCAGCCAGAGAGGUUCCUGAGGGAAUGCAGAAGAUGGUGGCAACCAACGACCUGCCGCUGCUGGCGAUGGAGUACUGUCAGGGAGGAGAUCUGAGAAGGCAUCUGAACCUCCACGAGAACUGCUGUGGGAUGAGGGAGGGCUCCGUUUUGAUUCUGUUAUGUGAUAUUUCGUCGGCUCUGAUGUACCUCCACAUGAAGAGGAUCAUCCACAGAGAUCUGAAACCAGAGAACAUUGUGCUGCAGCAGGGAGAGAAGAGAUUGAUCCACAAGAUAAUAGAUCUCGGCUAUGCCAAAGAGCUGGACCAGAGCAGCCUCUGCACCUCAUUUGUGGGAACACUUCAGUACUUGGCUCCAGAGCUCAUUGAGAGACAGAAGUACACGGUCACUGUGGACUACUGGAGCUUCGGGACUUUGGUGUUUGAGUGCAUCACCGGAUUUCGCCCUUUCUUACCAACCUGGCAACCCGUUCCUUGGCACAACAAACUGAGGCUGAAGCAGGACAACGAUAUUGUCGUCUACGAGGACCUCUCGGGGGAAGUCCGCUACUCUAAACAUCUGCCUCAGCCCAACAACCUCAACAGUCUGCUGUUAGAGAGACUGGAGCGGUGGCUGCAGGUGAUGUUGAAGUGGUCUCCUCAGGAGAGAGGCAAAGACCCCGACGCUUUGCCCAUAGACUGCUUCUCCCAGCUCGGGGUCAUCCUGCAGCUCAAGCUGGUUCAUGUCCUGAACAUGAUUUCUGCAAAAAUCCUGACGUACUCCGUCUCAGACGAAGAGACCGUGGCUGACCUGCAGCUGAGGAUAGAGAAAGACACCAACAUCCCUGCAGCCAAUCAGGAGCUGCUGCUGGAGGCGGGGCUGGCCUUGGAGCCUCACGGACUGGCCACGCAGUGCGCCGUGGAUUACACAGAGAUAGACGGGCGGCGGACAGACUUGCCUCUGGUCUUCCUGUUUGAUCGUUCCUCUUGCAGUUAUGAGCCUCAGUUCGCUCCUCGCACCCUUCCAGAAAACAUCCGCUUCGUCCAAACCGACCCCAAACACGUUCUGGCUUACAGCCCUCUGAGGAGGACCUGCGGCCAGGCGUGGCACACCAUCCGCUCCCUGAAGGAAGACUGGCAACGACUGCAGCAGGGACAGAAAGCUGCCAUUAUGAGCCUGCUGAGACACAACUCUUCACUGUCCAAACAGAAGAAUGAGAUGGUGUCCAUGCACCAGAGACUCAUGGCCAAGCUGGAGUUCUUCACCACCAGCCUGCACAUAGACAUGGACAAAUACCAGGAGCAGACCGCCACCGGGAUCGCGUCAGAGAAACUACUGGGCGUGUGGAGGGAGAUGGAGCAGACGGCUGUCAGCUGUGGUCAGGCCAAGGUGAGUGAGCUGGAGGAGGAGAUGAUGCAGCUGCAGCCAGACAUCGUGGAUGUGCAGAGACAGCCGUGGAGGAGUGGAGAGGCUCUGGACACACUUGAAGGAAAGGCCAUGGAGCUGUUCCGCAAGCUCAGAGAGAAACCCAGAGACCAGAGGUGCCCAGGGGACAGUCAGGAGGUGGUGCGCCUGGUGGUUCAGGCUGUGCAGUUCUACGAGAGGAAACUCCGAGACUUCUACACCCACCUCAGUAAGACAGCGGUGUGUCGUCAGCGUGUAAUGGAGUUGCUGCCGAAGGUGGAGGGCGUGGUCCAGAGGAUGGCGGAGAGCGAACAAGUCCUGAUGAGUCUGCAGGAGAAACGACAGAGGGAGCUGUGGAACCUGCUCAAAGUCGCCUGUAGUAAAGUCCGCAGCCCGGUGAGUGGGAGUCCUGAUGGAUUACGAACCCCCUCUUCAGUGCCGCCUCUGCUGACCCCCAGACACAGCCUACAGCAGUUUGACGAGUCUCUCGUGGAGGAGAGCAGGACAUUCGAGAGUCGUCUCCAGAGUUUGCUGCAUGACACCAUCCAGGAAUCAGAGAGCAGUAUGGAUGUGUUGAGGGAGUGGACGUGGCUGCAGGGCAGUCAGAGUUUCUCCAGUGACCUCUCCUAGAUUUCAUUCUUUGCUUACAUGUGGUACUCUGCUGCCUCUGUGUGGACGGGAUGUCAAACCACACGAGGACGCAGCCGGUCUGUUUAAAAAUGUGAAUGGAGUUGUAGCUGCUGGCACAUAAUUGCUUAAUGAGAUUAAGGAGUAGGUAAACCUACUCACGACUAUUGUGUGACUUUGUAAAAGAGGAAACUGACGCCAGCCUGUCGUGCACUGACGCAAAUUUAUCUCUGAUUAGGAUCAGAUGAAUUCAUUAAAGCAGGAUCUUAUUUACUUACCCAUUUGUCAUUUUAAAGGGUAACUUUGGUAUUUUUCAAGUUGAGUCAAGGUCCAAGUUGAUAAAAUACCAGUUACCCUUUAACAAAAUAUAAAAUAUUUUGUUAAAUACUAUGUAGACAGUCCCAGUUAUAUUUUAGCUUCAUACAUUCCUGCAGUGUUUCAGUAUAAAGACGAGAGGCUGGCCCAACUGAAUCUCUCUUAAACAGCUGACACUUUUAUCCUCAAAGUUAAGUGAGAGAAUUCAUGAAUGUAAAUAAUGUUUUACCAAAAUUGCCAAAACGUUUUUAAAACUAUACAGUGUAUUUUAGGUACAAUUGUUUCACCGUGUUUGGUGGACUUUUAUCAGCUAACUUCAUAUUAAUUAAAUUUUAAAAUGUAUGUACAUUCAUCCCAAAAGAGAUAUCCUUUGAACUGUGUUAUGUACUUAAAUGUUAAACAGUUUUUAUGUGUUUCUCAGUGGACCAAUAUCCUCAUUGCAAAUUUUAUGUUAGAAAGACAAUCAUUGAACAUCAUGGGAGAAGUUUAAAGCUGUAAAAUGACUAUUAUAAGUGUAUGUUGAAUGACUGUAUGAAUGUGAUUAUUUUUUUUUACAUCCACUGAUAAUUAUAUGUAAUAACAGGAACACCUUUACAAUGUGGUGCAGUCCAGUAUCGCUGCAGUAAUUACAAGUGUUGUGAAGCUUGUAAUGUUAAACUCAUGCUGAGGUUGUGUCAGAGAGGAGACGAGAGGUUUGUGGAAGUAGUCAAGAACAACACAAACAUAUCCUGUUUUCUCUCUUGGCUCGGUACGAUAUGGUGAUAAAAACAGAUGAUUUAGGGUGUAAACCACUGGUUCCCAACCUACGGGUCCCGACCCCCGCUAGGGGUCGCCAAAGCUUCACGGGCGGUCGCAGCCUUCACAUGAUAAGGAAUUUGCUCUUCACUCACCACAAGAGGAACGCCAUUCACUGUUUCUAGGCAAAACAACAGUUGCCUCUGUUCUCAUUGGUUGCGCUUUGAAAGGUCAACAGCAACGAGGUCAAAGUUUAAAUAAUUUGAACUUUAAGCGCAGCAUUCGGUGGCGAUUUAGAGCGGUGUGCCAUGCCAAGGGUAGCACUUCUACCUAGUCAGGCGGCACUGCUCUCCCCACAGGAAAAUAGCAGCACAUAUCUCAGCAUUUCAUUCAUUUCUGGGGAAAUUAAAUUUAUAAAGUUUGGUUUAUUAUUUUAAAUAUAAACUUAAAACAAAUCUCACAGGAUAAGGACACAAUGAAGACCUGAACACAAGUUAUAUUCACAGGACCUUCUCUCUCUGCUAAACAGCCGCGUCCUGCAUUAGAACAGUACGCCGCUAAAACGACCAAAGAACUGAUAGAACAAUGAUCAAGCGUCAGGGAGAAGAAAAAAAAAAAAAAGCCUGUUAAGUAUGAAUGAUUGUUAAAAAUGAAAAAAAAAAA
Sebastes umbrosus (honeycomb rockfish) is the source of this 4097-nucleotide messenger RNA. It is a transcript of the gene ikbkb, whose product is annotated as inhibitor of nuclear factor kappa B kinase subunit beta. Gene Ontology annotation, cellular component: IkappaB kinase complex; cytoplasm. The record is from RefSeq and is a predicted model, not a curated record. Bases 156 to 2387 code for a protein of 743 amino acids. Gene Ontology annotation, molecular function: ATP binding; IkappaB kinase activity; protein binding. Gene Ontology annotation, biological process: positive regulation of transcription by RNA polymerase II; peptidyl-serine phosphorylation; tumor necrosis factor-mediated signaling pathway. The transcript has 22 exons. Lineage: Eukaryota; Metazoa; Chordata; Actinopteri; Perciformes; Sebastidae.